Messenger RNA from Stereum hirsutum FP-91666 SS1, 650 nucleotides. RefSeq lists its product as uncharacterized. NCBI's taxonomy places the organism in Eukaryota, Fungi, Basidiomycota, Agaricomycetes, Russulales, Stereaceae. The transcript has a single exon. The record is from RefSeq and is a predicted model, not a curated record. The annotation marks the transcript as partial.
GUCACGGAGUGAGAGGAGGAAGGCGAAGGCGAUAGUGGCGGUGGAGGUGUCUGCGGGUGUGCUAGAGGAAUUGGUGGCCGAGCUAGUGGUGUAAGUGAUCGCCCCAGAGUCGAUUGUGUUUGAGCGGGAGUGCUAACGGGAGUUUGCAAAACUUCGUGAUCAUAGGCAGCUGACGAGGCUGACGGUCUCUCAGCGUAGUCGAUAUCCUCCUCAUGUUCCCGCGCCCUUCCCUUGCCUUUCGACCUCUCGCUCGCCUUACCCUUCUCUCUCUGCGUAGUGGACCUCUGUGCCUCCGCCUGAUCCGCGAGCACAUCCAGUGCAGAUCUCACCCUCGUAGAUCCCAUAGUACUCCCGCCUCCAUCACUUUCAUCGGUAUUUCUCAUGGGCAUCAAUGAAGACCGUGAAGAGCUGAACGCGGAUGGACCACUGGUCGAUCCUACUCCCGCCACUCGUCUUCGUUUGGUAGGCGAGGGGCUGUCCAGAGGAGGCCCUGGCGCAUGGCGCGUCCGUGUAGAUCUUCGAAGUGUAGGCGUGGAUUCAUCAGCUGUAGGCGACGAAGGUGGUGGUGGAGAGUCGGGAGCUUCCUCGGCUAGGGAAAUGGAGUGCGCGGCUGUGAGGAGGGAGUCGAGAGGCGUGCGGGUGGCGCGAGC